Nerophis ophidion (straightnose pipefish) is the source of this 1451-nucleotide messenger RNA. RefSeq names its product zinc finger protein 768-like. The coding region runs from base 304 to 1203 and encodes 299 amino acids. The record is from RefSeq and is a predicted model, not a curated record. The transcript is spliced from 13 exons. NCBI's taxonomy places the organism in Eukaryota, Metazoa, Chordata, Actinopteri, Syngnathiformes, Syngnathidae.
UUCACAUCAAUGCUUUCUGAACACGAGUUUGGCUUUGAGAGGACUCCCCAGACGACUUGCUAAUACUAAGACCCCCGGGAGCACCAACCCGAUACUUUGUCUUUCUGUUCGCCACUCUUGUACUUGUUGAAAGACUUUUGUGUGAAAUCAGAGUAGACGCGAACAGGUCCGCUGACGUCACUCUUUAACAGGUCGGUCAACUUCUGCCCAACCAGUUUGACGGCAGCACUGCGUGAGGGAAGUGAAGCGUUGCGGUGGCGCUGUGGAUAAUGCUAAUUUCCUGACUCAACUAAAGUCUUGAAUAUGUUUCGCAAAGAAAAGCACUCAGCACCCACUGUUCCCUCACUUCCACCGAGAUUGCCCACAGUUCCAUCACUUCCACCGAGGCUCAACGAACAGGAUCUGGACAAUCCAAUCACACACAGCACUGAAGUACAAGACUCAGGCGGAACCCAGCAGAACCCUGGUAUGCUUAAAGGAGUCAUGCAGAAGGUAAACCCAUUCAAGUCUUCCUCUCAAGUCCCUGAAACUGGAGUGUCUGAGUCAUCGGGACAGCACCCGGGAAUGUUUACAGGGAUGUUCCAGAAAGUCAAUCCAUUCAAGUCUUCAACACAGGCACCAAAGCAUGAGCCUCAGGAUGCAGAGCCCCAAGAGCCCAGAGAUGAAAAAGAGAAACCAGGAUUGAUGGCAGGUGUAUUACAUAAAGUCAAUCCAUUCAAGUCUUCAACACAGACACCAAAGCAUGAGCCUCAGGAUGUAGAGCCCCAAGAGCCCAGAGAUGAAUUCAAGGAAAAAGAGGUACCGAAACCAGGAAUGAUGGCAAGUGUAUUCAAAGUCAAUCCAUUCAAGUCUUCAACACAGACACCAAAGCAUGAGCCUCAGGAUGCAGAGCCCAGAGAUGAAAUCAAUGAAAAAGAGAAACCAGGAAUGAUGUCAGGUGUAUUACUUAAAGUCAAUCCAUUCAAAUACUCGCAGCCAAAGGACACGCAGCCUCUCCAGCGUGACGUCUCAUCCAGUGAAGAAAGCCUGGUUGAUAACAACAACUUGCCUAAAAUGCCGGUAAAGUUAUUUAGAAGAUUGUGGUGGUUAUCUCUGUUAACAUUGAGGUGCGUUCAUCUAUUGUCCCUGUUGCUUGGCAACAUAACAAUUGUCACAUGGCGUUUUGUCUUUUUAGAUUUCAAGAUUAGGAGUGAAAGAAAGUAAAAUGCUUUUAGACAAUCUUGUCCUAGGCAAAACAAUUAAGACUAUUUAACAUUACAUCUUCAUUGCUAAAAUGUAUUUAACUUAAUGUUCCUAUUCAGCAGCAAGGAGAUGGGCUCCAGCAGCCCCCGCCACCCCGAGAGGUUCAAUGAAUAGAAAAUGAAUCGAUGGAUAAAGCAGGAUUAGCUUUACCAUUUCUACAAAAUGUUUUGACACCCAAUUCAAAAAGAGCUCAUUCAUUUUUUUUUUUC